This is a messenger RNA of Pyricularia grisea, 996 nucleotides long. RefSeq lists its product as uncharacterized. Lineage: Eukaryota; Fungi; Ascomycota; Sordariomycetes; Magnaporthales; Pyriculariaceae. The record is from RefSeq and is a predicted model, not a curated record. The coding region runs from base 1 to 996 and encodes 331 amino acids. The transcript has 2 exons.
AUGUUAUACGGCACCGGCAGCGACAAAAACGUUGCGCUUCGUCUCGAAGGCCUGAAUUUGACCCCCGUCGACGAUGGCGAGAUCCUCCAGGCUGACCAGGAGCCGCACGCAGCCGCCCGUCUCGAGUGGCUGCCCGACUUUGACAUGGUCAACCACGGGACGCUGUUCACACCGCCGCGGUCCAUCCCCGCCGAAACCAGACUGCAGGAAGAUAUGACCCUGCUCUGUAUAAUGGAGACGCUCCAGAGGGUUCAGGGGCUCGAGCCGUGCAAUUGGCACUUUGAAAAGUUCCGCAACUGGCUCGCCCUCGAGGUGCAGCGCGCUCGCGACGGCACAUACCCGUUGCUGCCGCCCGAUGAGGCCAAGGCGUAUUUAGAUUUGGAUUCGCCCACUCGACACGCCAUGAUCGAAGAGCGUCAUAACCGCCUUCUUACAAUGUUCAAAGGUGCCGUAACCACGGGUAUUAAACGCAUCUACGACAGCUGCGAGGACAUUUUCACUGGGAGCAAAGAUACGCUCGACACCCUGAUGCAAGGGGGCGUUUUAACCAGAAUAUAUGACGCUGCCUCCGCAUACUCGAGCGGUACGACCGAGAUGAUUCUCCGCAACCUGGUGCGGCCAGCUGGGGGUCUCCCUGCUUAUAGCGUCUACACGUUUAGUGACAUCUCGGCCGGCUUCUUCCCCCAGGCCAGGGACCGCUUCUCCUACCCGCCCAACAUGGAGUACCGCGUUUUUGAUAUCUCCAAGGACCCGUUGGGCCAAGGGUUCCAACCCGAAACGUACGACGUCAUCCUCGCGCCUAAAGUCAUCCACGCCACGCUGUCCCUCGCCCAAACCCUCGCUAACCUCCACUCGCUGCUGCGGCCUGGAGGAAUGCUGGUACUCACGGAGCUCUGCGCCGUCGUCCGCACGCCAAACUACAUUUUUGGCAACUUCUCGGGAUGGUGGAUCAAGGGGCCAGGUCACUCGUCGUCCUCUCCCGGAGCGCGGGACUGA